Molecule: messenger RNA, 1239 nt
Organism: Bathycoccus prasinos
Lineage: Eukaryota; Viridiplantae; Chlorophyta; Mamiellophyceae; Mamiellales; Bathycoccaceae
Exons: 1
Coding region: 1-1239 (412 amino acids)
Molecular function (GO): protein binding
Source: RefSeq, a predicted model, not a curated record
AUGCGCGAAAGAUCAUCCGAAGAGGAGGACGAGAAGGAGGAAACCGUGCUGCGAGAAGAAGAAGAAGAAGAAGAAGAAGAAGAAGUGAUUGUGGACAUAUGCGCGGGUCAAGGGCAGUUGAAGUUUCUCUCUCGGAGAGCUGCCAAAACGAAGACGAGCGUAACGCCUCCGCUUUUGAGAGAAGGAAACUCAAUCAUACUUGAAGUGAAAGAUUUGUGCGAGUACGCCGAAGAAAACGAGGAAGAGAAAAGCAAAGUACCGUGGGUGGAACACAAAUUCGCGAUUGGAGACUCAACGCAUCCGGAAGGGUUGGAAGAAGCGCUUUUAAAAAUGCGGGUGAACGAUAUCGCCGAGGUGAAAAUUUUUGCCUCCUCGGAAUAUCAGUUAUGCGACGCGCUUUUACCCGAGACGCAAACGAUUACUUUCACAGCUUUAUUUGUAGUUAAAGUGGUUGAAGUUACCGACGAUAGCGUUACAGAUGAUAAGUUUGCGAUGUCGCACAGAGAACGGUUGGAGUACGGCGAGAAAAUGUUGGAGCGCGGCCGCAUGUUAUAUCAAACGAAGCGGUAUCGCCGAGCGAAACUCAUGUGGGAUAAAGGCGCGGAUAUCUUUUCGUUGAGAGAACCGCAAGGCGAAUUCGAUAAAGACGGAGAAAAGAAAAACAAAGAGUCCUUUCAAGUCGCGCAUAAGAUUUAUAACAAUCUCGCGAUGCUACAUUUGAAGAUGGAAAAUUAUAAAGAGGCGGAAGCGUUCGCUUCUGAUUCGUUGGAUUGCGAGAAAGAUAACGUCAAAGCGCUCAUGCGAAGGGCAAAGGCGCGCUUGGAACUGCUUAAGUGGGAAGAAGCAGAGAAAGAUAUGGAUACUGCGUUACAACUCGAAGAAGAAGCGACCGAAUCGAACGUGGAAAAGUUAAAGCGCGAACUCGCUCCGCUCCGGAAAAAAUUACAACUUCUCCGUAAACAACAAGAUCUGAAAGAUAAAAAAGAUGGUUUCGGAAACGUCUUCAAAAAAAGCGAAAAGAAGACGUAUUACAAAGACGACGAGAUUGCUAAAGAGAACGAGGCAUUUCCGUGCAAAGAUUUGGCGACCACUCAGUUAGAUUGGGACGAAGAGUUCAAGCAAAUUGAUAUGGAAGAGGCAGAAGCGGUCAGAUGGAAAGGCAUGAAAGAACGCGAACACAAAUAUAACCUUUUGCGAUUCGCGCACGAUCCAGAGAUUUAUAUGAACAAUAAUGCAUAG